CAUGUUGAUCUGUGACUGCUGGAACACAGUGGUGUGAAUGAGGAUGUUCCCCUCAGGCCUCUGUCCACCUGGCUCAGCACAGCACGGUCCUGGAUCUAGCGAGAGAGAGGGUGACUCCCCACCCCACGCCUCAGUCCCCCUCACCAGCUCCAGAGUUCCAGAAUGGCCCCAGCAGCUAGUUCACAGAGAGCCCACACCAUGUCCUAACCCACGGCGUGCCCACAACCUCCCCCUCCCCCCCCCCUUCCUCCUCGAAACCUCCCCCCUUCUCCCUCCCUCCCCCUCUCCCUCUCUCUUCCCGCUCCCUUCUUCCUCGUCCUCUUCCUCCUCUCCCCUCUUCGCGUCUGUCCCAUGUGAGUGGUGUGGCGAGCACGCCGGAGCCAUGAGCCUGCAGAAGCACAUGCAGCUGGGCUCGGAGCGCGACCUGCAGUCCACCGCCUCCUCCAUCAGCCUGCCCUCGGUGAAGAAGGCGCCCAAGAAGCGGCGCCUCUCUCUGGGCUCGCUUUUCCGCCGGCGCCCCCGCGAGCCCAAGCGGAAAACCCGCGACUUGGCGCUGUCGGCAGGAUGCGCCGCCUCGGCGGGAGGGGUGGACGGCAUCGCCAGCGUCGAGAGCGUCCAUUCGGACACCUACCACGAGAAGGCCCUCGCGGCCGGGGCAGGAGCGGCCUCCAGCUCCACGGGGGUCUCUCACGCCUCUACCUCCUCAGCGGCGUCGUCGUCCUCCUCGUCCUCCGCGUCCAAGUCGGAGCUGCUGGAAUGCCCGUUGUGCCUUCUGCGCCACACACGCGACAACUUCCCCGAGAUCAUGACGUGCGCGCACCGCUCCUGCGCCGACUGCCUGCGGCAGUACCUUCGCAUCGAGAUCAGCGAGAGCCGCGUCAACAUUUCCUGCCCCGAGUGCGCCGAACGAUUCAACCCCAACGACAUCCGCGCCAUCCUUGCUGACCGCUCACUCAUGGACAAGUAUGAGGAGUUCAUGCUGCGCCGCUGGCUCGUAGCUGACCCCGACUGCCGUUGGUGCCCAGCCCCUGACUGCGGGUAUGCCGUGAUUGCCUUUGGCUGUGCCAGCUGCCCCAAGAUCACGUGUGGCCGAGAGGGCUGUGGCACGGAGUUCUGCUACCACUGCAAGCAGCUGUGGCACCCCAACCAGACGUGCGACGCCGCGCGCCAGCAGCGGGCGCAGAGCCUGCGCCUCAGGACCAUCCGCUCGUCAUCGCUCACCUACAGUCAGGAGAGCGGCGCUGCUUCUGAUGACAUCAAGCCCUGUCCUCGCUGUGCUGCUUACAUCAUCAAGAUGAACGAUGGCAGCUGCAAUCACAUGACGUGUGCAGUGUGCGGCUGUGAGUUCUGCUGGCUCUGCAUGAAGGAGAUCUCCGACCUGCACUAUCUCAGUCCUUCAGGCUGCACCUUCUGGGGCAAGAAGCCGUGGAGCCGUAAGAAGAAGAUCCUGUGGCAGUUGGGCACAUUGGUCGGGGCGCCAGUUGGCAUCGCGCUCAUCGCGGGUAUCGCCAUCCCAGCCAUGAUCAUCGGGAUCCCCGUCUAUGUGGGCAGGAAGAUCCACAACCGUUACGAGGGAAAGGACAUCUCCAACCACAAGAGGAACCUGGUGAUUGCGGGUGGCGUUACCCUGUCUGUCAUUGUGUCACCGGUGGUGGCUGCAGUGACUGUUGGCAUUGGGGUGCCCAUCAUGUUGGCCUAUGUUUAUGGGGUGGUGCCCAUCUCACUGUGCCGCAGUGGGGGAUGUGGCGUGUCGGCAGGCAACGGCAAAGGGGUGCGCAUCGAGUUUGAUGACGAGAAUGACAUGAACGUGGGCAGUGGAGUGGCUGCAACUGACACCACGUCGGUGGCAGACCCGCGGCACAACCACAGCCUUGGCGAGGGCAGUGUGGGAGGCCUGACGGGCAGCCUAAGCGCUAGCGGUAGCCACAUGGAGCGCAUCGGGGCCAUGCGGGACAACCUGAGCGAGACGGCCAGCACCACUGCCCUGGCUGGGGCCAGCAUCACCGGCAGCCUAUCGGGCAGCGCCAUGGUCAGCUGCUACAACAGGCUGGAGGUGCAGGCGGACGUCCAGAAGGAGCGCUGCAGCCUGAGUGGAGAAUCUGCAACGGUCAGCCUUGGGACAAUCAGUGACAACGCCAGCACCAAAGCCAUGGCCGGCUCCAUCCUCAACGCUUACACACCCCUGGACAGGGACAGUAAUGUGGAGGUGCAGGUGGACGUGGAGACCAAGAAGCCUCAGCACGUCAGCAGUGCGGACGACUGCGUAAGCCACACCUCCCGUUGUGCCUGGACUUGCCAAUCAUCCACCACUAACUCUUCCUACUGCUCUGCACGCUGGGCCAAAGAUCCCUCCUCCUCUUCGUCCUCCUCCUCCUCCUCCUCCUCCUCGUCUUCCUCCUCCUCGGGGAAGAAGCAUAAGGGCAAGUUGAGGAAGAAGAGCGGAGGCAGUACCGGUGGUGGCGGAACGCAGAUCAACGAGACGCGGGAGGAGCCGGACGCCCAGCUGCUGGAGUGCCGCAGCGUCCACUCCAGCGGGCCGGACUCGCCCUCGCUCAGCGGCAGCCUGCCCUCCGUGGCCGACUCCCACUGCAGCCAGCUGUCCGAGCUGAGCGCCGCGUCCGAGCCCGGCCCCCCAGAAACCCCCACCCCUGUUGCCGCGUCCGCCCGGCCCCCGGCACAGCUGCAGCAGCACGGACGCUUCUCCUCCGUCAGCCCCCUGCCCGAGGUGGAGCACGACCGGCUGGAAAGCUGCCCGGAGCCGACUGGCGCCGGUGGCGGAGCUCGCUGUGGUGGUGGCGGUGGCGGGGUCCUAGUCACGGCUGCCACGGGGUCCUCGCGCACCCCUGAGGCGCCCACGCUGUGCCUGAUCGCAGAGGAGAACGUGAGCGUGGUGCAGUCGGCUGAGCCGCAGUCCCGCAGCGGGGGAGACCACGAGGAGCCACGAAGGGGAGCCAACGUCAGCAGCAGCAGCAGCAGCACUAGCAGUAGCCCCAGCUCACAGCGCCACCUGUGGGUCAGCAAAGGCAGCUGCAUUCAGAGCGAUCUGUGAAUCGGACUGGGAAAUAUACAUGUACACACAUACACGGACACACACCACAAGUGCUGCAAAAAGACAACCCUGCCCCCCACCCCCUCCGCACGCACGCACACACACACACACACACGCAUCCCUCUCUGCACAGACUGACCGCACUGCAGUGCCUCACUGAGCUGGUGGCCCCCAGUCCCCACCCUGCCCCUAAGCUGGCCCUGAUUUGCAGGCCAGCAGCAGCAACAGCAGCAGCAAGGGUUUGGUUCUCUAACCUCUCCCAUUUCCGCUCUCACUUUGAAGCCCCUUAUAAGCCUGUAGCUAAGCAUCCAAGCGCUACCUUUUCCAGCAUAUGCUGUGUGCUGUGUCCCAGCACCGGGGGGUCUGUGGGAAGAUGUAGACACAAGAGCAGGGGCUGGCAGUGAGGUUUGAUGAGGUGGUGUGGUGAUGCCAAAGUGUAGCAGGCAGACACUAGGGCACCGCACUCUACCGGACUGCAUUAGACACUGGAGGUUGGGCCAUCUCCAGACUGUUGGAUAGAGAACCACUGUGUCAGCAGCCCCACAUACACGCACACGCACACGCGCACACGCACACACACAGACACACACACACAGACACACUCUUAAGGCUGCGUCUGGGGGCUUAUCUUAACCCACACACAUGCAAAGACCUAGUUUUCAGCUCUCUCCCAAACAGGCUCCAUGUUAAUCUUCAUAGGGACCAUGCAAUAAUUUUUGUUAUGAUGGGGGGGAAAAAAAAAAGUUUUUUGUUAGUAUUCUUUUUUUCCCCCCAUUUUUGUAAAUGAUCUCCACUGUUUUGUGAAGUCCGUUGCAUAAUCUCUUAUUUAUUUUUUUUUUUCCCCUUCACAUUAUUCUUUUUCUAAAUGGUGGUUGGUCUGUGGCUAUGCACCACCUGUUGUUGUGACAGUAAUGAUGAGUAGCACGACCCGGCUCAGAGAGCAGGAGGGGUCAGUGCCGGAUGAGAGCCGGAUCAGAGACGACUUCUCCACGGAGUCCGAUGCUUUUUGGGCCAGGGAGGGCUGCCAGUGCGAGCAUUGGCGCCAUCUCUCCAGCAGAGGCAGCAUGUGACGAGGUUCACCUGUGUCUUUCAAGGCUUUCCUAGUAGCAGCGGUUCUCCAGUAGCCAGGCACAAUGAAGCGAUAGGAUGAUGACCAAAACUUGCCUGUUUUCUCUGCCACGCGCAAAAAAAUUACAAUUUAAAAAAAAAAAAAAAAAACAGAAGGUGUUGAGGCUUCUGCUUAAUCCCACUUCAAAGAAAAUUCAGAUCGAUUUUUCUUUAUCUGCAAAUUCAUGGUGCCUUUUUCGAAUGUAACUUUUUGUUUACUUUUCGCUCAUUAAGUCUGCUCCUCAUGAUUUGCUACAGUUUUAAAAAAAAAAACCCGGAUAUAACACUUUAGCUGAAUGUCUCUCACUUACAAAAGUUUGGAAAUCGACAUCUUGAAUAAAAAGACUUGUGUGAAAUCGCCUACCAAAGACAGCGCUCAGCUCAGGCCCUUUGCCUAGUCGUACUACCUGAUGUCAGUCUGUACCUCCAGAGGCUGAUCGUAGCGCACCACGGCUGCGGCAACACCUGAAACCGACUCCGACAUGCAGAACUAUUCUGACUGCUGUUAACAUAUUUUUUUUUUUAUUUUGUCUGUUUGUUUUGUACAAGCUUUCCAAAGCCCACUUGGGAGUCUGUGAAGCCACGUUAAUACGACAUUGUGGCCUAGACACCGGCACUGUUCACUUGUCACAAUGUUUUGGUGUACAAGAAAACGUGUUAAAAGCAGGAUGGGCGCAGAAGACCUGUGAAACCCUGUUCUUAUUUUGGAAUUCCUGUGUCUGUUGCCAUCUUGGUGCCGUUUUUCUUUACUGAUCUGAGUUGAGGUGUGUGAGCGCCACACAUCUGCGGUCCCAUGUCUGGCGCCCUCUCUUGCCCCAUCAUACACGUGCAGUUAUGCGCUCCAGCUUCUGGUAUAAUUUCUCAUAUUGGUUCAGAAAAGCAUAUGGUGUUGGAUUUUUUUUUUUUUUUUUUUUCAAUUUGCUUUAUAAUAUGCAUGUCAAUGCAUAUCUGAAAUAAAUUUAAGGAAAAACUCAA
Alosa sapidissima (American shad) is the source of this 5131-nucleotide messenger RNA. RefSeq names its product E3 ubiquitin-protein ligase RNF19A-like. Lineage: Eukaryota; Metazoa; Chordata; Actinopteri; Clupeiformes; Clupeidae. The transcript is spliced from 10 exons. The coding region runs from base 38 to 3049 and encodes 1003 amino acids. Gene Ontology annotation, cellular component: cytoplasm; ubiquitin ligase complex. Gene Ontology annotation, biological process: ubiquitin-dependent protein catabolic process; protein polyubiquitination; positive regulation of proteasomal ubiquitin-dependent protein catabolic process. The record is from RefSeq and is a predicted model, not a curated record. Gene Ontology annotation, molecular function: ubiquitin conjugating enzyme binding; ubiquitin protein ligase activity; zinc ion binding.